UUCGGUGGCAGAUUCUACGCUCUGGAGGACACUUGGCAUCCUGACCUGGGGGAGCCCUUUGGCAUCAUGCAUUGUGUGGUGUGCUCCUGCGAACCACAGAAGAAUCGCCGUGGGAAACCGAUGGGCAAAGUGAGCUGCAAGAACGUGAAGCACAACUGCCCCACCCCACCGUGCAGCGAUGCCAUUCUGUUGCCAGGACGCUGUUGCAGAACCUGUCCCAAGGCCACUCCCAGCAUUCUAGAGAAGAGACGCGAGCUGCUGUUUGACAACGUCGAGUAUUUCCAGGAUAAGGCAGGCGACUUGCAUAGGAACUACAACGACCGCGCCUAUCUCAGCUCUGAGGACUUGGUUCGAGAUGACAGCCACAUAGAUUUUGUGGCCUUGUUGAUGGGUGGCUUGGAGCCGUGGGUGCCUGCGACCAGCGCGGUAGCAAAAGCCAGGUUCACACUUGUACGCUCUCACUUGAUGUUCUCCAUCAACUAUGAGAGACUGAGCCAGCCGAGCCGUGUCCGUUUCACGGAGCCUGAUGGGACCAUCCUUUUUGAACACCCCGUGCAAAAGGGCACCUCUCCCCAAGACAACAUGAUCUGUGGCAUGUGGCGGAACCUGCAAAAGCCCUCCAUCCGGCUGUUGAAGUUGGAUCAGCUGCGCAUCGCCCUAGUCACUAGGUCUCACCCUGCCGGCGAGAUCCGAGGCAAGAUCAUCAAACACCGGGCCCUCUUUGCAGAAACUUUCAGUGCCAUCCUGACGUCCGUGGACCCGACCCACCUCGGCAUGGGAGGCAUCGCUAUGCUCACCCUGAGUGACACAGAGAACAACCUGCAUUUUGUCCUGCUGACCAAGGGGCUGCUGGAGUCUGCGGAAAAAAAAUCCUCCUGGCUGCCCCUGAGGGUGCAAAUCCUGCACGAGGACAGGGUCCUGAGGGAAGUGCUGGCCAAUGUCACCUUACAGGCCCCGGACUUUGCCGAGGUGCUGACGGGUCUGGGGAGCCAGGAGAUGCUGUGGCUGGCACAGGGACAGCUGAGGAUGACUGCAGAGGUGGAGGCUGGAUCCCGGCGACAGAUUGCUGGCCGCAUCACGACCAGGAGAAGCUGUGACACCAUACAGAGCGUGCUGUGCGGAGGAGAUGCCCUGACGCCCACCCAGACAGGGGCUGUGGGUUCUGCCAAGUUCAUGCUGCAUGAGAACGGGACUUUAGAGUAUCAGGUCCAGGUGGCAGGAGCAGGAAGCGAGGUGAUUGGCGUCACGUUGGAGACCAAACCCCGCAGACGAAAUAAGCGCAACACUUUAUACGACAUGACGCACAGCUACAGGGAUGGCAUGGCCAGCGGGAUCUGGGGACAAGUGAAUGGGCGCGAUGCCCACAUGUUGCUGCAGAACGAACUCUUCCUAAAUGUGGCUACUGAGGAUUUUGAAGAGGGGGAGCUGCGUGGGCAGAUCAACUCCCUGCUGUACAGCGGACUCCUGGCACGAUACCAAGAGCUUCCUGUCCCCCUGGCCGGCCAGUUCGUGUCCCCCCCUGUGCGCACCGGCUCCGCUGGGCACGCCUGGGUGUCCCUGGACGACCACUGCCACCUGCACUACGAGAUCGUGGUAGGAGGCCUAGGCAGGGCAGACGACGGCACGGUCAGCGCUCACCUGCACGGCUUUGCUGAGCUGGGAGAGCUCCGGGAGAGCAGCCACCGGGAGCACAAGCGGCUGCUGAGGGGCUUCUAUGGCACAGAGGCCCAAGGGGUAGUGAAAGACCUUGACGGAGAGCUGCUUCGCCAUCUGUCCCAGGGCACCGCCUUCCUGCAAGUCAGUACCAAAGCGAACUCUCAAGGAGAGAUGCGGGGCAAGGUGCACAUUCCCAACCACUGCGAGGCAGGUGGCAUCCAACUCGCCCCUGAGGAUCCAACGGACAAGCUUCUGAGGGAUCCAGACCCCCAAGACCCUGAAGAACUGAAGAAGGACCCCAACUCCUGCUUUUUUGAAGGACAGCACCGACCUCAUGGCUCCCGCUGGGCCCCGGACUAUGACAAGAAAUGUUCCAUAUGUAGCUGCCGGAAGCGCACUGUGAUCUGCGACCCUGUCCUGUGCCAGCCCCUCAACUGCUCCCAACUGGUGCACCCGAGGGAUCAGUGCUGUCCUGUGUGUGAAGAGAAAAAAGAAGAAGGACAGAGAGCUGAGAAGGCCCGGGACAGCAGCGAAGGUUGUUACUUCGAUGGCGACAAGACGUGGCGAGGAGCUGGCACCCGUUGGCACCCCGUGGUCCCUCCCUUCGGCCUCAUUAAAUGCGCCAUUUGCACCUGCAAGGGCGCCACGGGGGAAGUUCACUGUGAGAAGGUGCAGUGCCCACACCUGACCUGCAGCAACCCCGUCCGCGUCAACCCGUCAGACUGCUGCAAGCAAUGCCCAGCCUCUGAUAUGAACUCCUCUGCGCUUUCAGACAUGAUGCAGGCAGAUGGUCCGAGGGCCUGCAAAUUUGGGCGACAGUGGUACAUGCACAAUGAGAGCUGGCACCCUACGGUACCUCCCUUCGGGGAGAUGAAGUGCAUCACGUGCUGGUGUCUGUCUGGGGAGACCCACUGCCGGCGCCAAGAAUGCUCUACUGCCUCUUGCUCCAAAGAGGAGAAGGAGAAGGAGGACGGCUGCUGCUCCCAAUGCGAAGAUCUCCUUCCGGAAGAAGCUCAAAAGACGCUCCAAGAGGACACCAAGCAUUCCUGGGCACACUAGCCGGCCAGCUGGAGCCAGGAAGCCCGGAUGCCACGACGGGUGUU
Molecule: messenger RNA, 2759 nt
Organism: Elgaria multicarinata webbii
Lineage: Eukaryota; Metazoa; Chordata; Lepidosauria; Squamata; Anguidae
Gene: CHRD
Product: chordin
Exons: 22
Coding region: 67-2715 (882 amino acids)
Biological process (GO): dorsal/ventral pattern formation; negative regulation of BMP signaling pathway; multicellular organism development
Molecular function (GO): BMP binding
Source: RefSeq, a predicted model, not a curated record